Molecule: messenger RNA, 888 nt
Organism: Bolinopsis microptera
Lineage: Eukaryota; Metazoa; Ctenophora; Tentaculata; Lobata; Bolinopsidae
Product: probable tRNA(His) guanylyltransferase
Exons: 1
Coding region: 9-770 (253 amino acids)
Biological process (GO): tRNA modification
Molecular function (GO): tRNA guanylyltransferase activity; magnesium ion binding
Source: RefSeq, a predicted model, not a curated record
GAUCAAUAAUGGCUAAAAGUAAGUUUGAAUAUGUUCGACUGUACGAGCUGGAUGAUAAACUGUUAAAAAACGUGUGGAUGGUUGUGAGAGUUGAUGGAAAAGGAUUUCACAAGUUCACCAACGACCACAACUUUGAGAAACCCAACGACUUGGCUGCUCUGAACUUAAUGAACGAUGCUGCUAAAGGGGUUAUGUCAGAGCUACAAGACAUUUUCAUGGCAUAUGGACAAAGUGAUGAAUACAGUUUCAUUUUCAAACGGUCCUCAACGCUGUAUGGACGUCGGAGCAGCAAGAUUCUAUCUACAGUUUGUUCCAUGUUCACAUCACAUUAUUUGUUUAAUUGGAGCAAGCAUUUCAAUGAUCGAUUGUUGUAUCCCCCUAGUUUUGAUGCUCGGGUUGUUCUUUAUCCAACAGUAAGAGAUGUUAGGAACUAUUUCAAUUGGAGGCAAGCGGAUUGUCACAUCAAUAAUUUAUACAACACUUGCUUUUGGGCACUUGUUCAAGACGGUAAUUUGUCUAACUCUGAGGCUGAGAAGCGUCUUAAAGGCACAUUUUCUGCAGAUAAAAAUGAAAUACUUUUUGCAGAGUUUGGAGUAAAUUACAAUGAACUUUCUGAAAUUUACAGAAAGGGAUCAACUAUAAUUUGGAAUGAGAAUAAAAGUGAAGAUGGUAGAAAGAGAAAAGUUUUGAAGUUGUUGACUUGUGAUAUUAUUGGAGAUUCUUUUUGGGAAGAUCAUGCUUCAUAUCUUGAUACUUCUAUUACUGAUUAGAUCUUUAAUCAUUAGUGAUAUUUUAGGUUGUCUAAUGUAUUGAAUUAUUAAGAUAUGUAAUCUUUUAAGAAAGGCCAGGGUUUAAUCGUUUUAUUGCUAUUAAUUCCUUUGGAAUAUC